UGACACAGAUGUUUGGAUUCCCUGGCGUGAUCUUUCCCUGUGGAUUUGGUUUUGGGGAGAAGAUACUGCAGGGACAUACAUGCAGAGUGGCUCGGCCUCCACGACGUCGACCAGCGCCUCUACGUCUUGGAGCGUCUCGAGGAGCUGGUGAGCCUGCAGGAAGGCCACAACCACGACUUGAACCACCCGCCGCCAGGCUACCGGCGCCCAACACCGGACCACCUCCACCACCCACAGCCGCAAGCCCAGCCACCUCCUCACCCGGGCACCCCGGGGCGCCGGCGUCGCACCAUGAGCCGCCCCCAGCACUGACGGGAGAGAGCGGUGAGAGCAGCCACACAGCUGGCUGUGCAGAAGGCGAGUCAGAGAGAGAAGAUUUUGGGGACGAACUGCAGGAAAUGGCAGUUGAAAUGUUUCGGAAAAAAGCAUCUUCCUCCUUGAGAAUGAGAAGAAUAACAGAAAGCGCUAGAUGGAGUAUAGACCGCGGACGCAGCUCGUCCUUCCAUGAGGUACGUGGUCAGCGCGAGGCAGAGAUGAGGGCCGCAGCUGAGGAGACGCCCAACAGCAGUAGCAGUGUAGGAGGAGGUGGAGGAGGAGGAGCAGGAGGAGGCAGCACCGUCCUACAGCGCCUCCUGCAGGAGCAGAUGAGCCGCAAUUACCUGCUCCAGCAGCAACAACAACAACAACAACAAGGGGGAGGAAGUGGGGGUGGAGGCGGGGGAGGAGGUGUGGGUGGAGGAGGAGGCGGGUACCCAGGGCAGAGCCAGGGACAGGGAGGCCCCUCUGACGAUCACUCCAUGUCGCCCCACAUCGCCCGGCAGGAGCCACAGGGACAGGAGCUGCAGACGGACAGCGGCUUGGAGAAACUGGCUUCGUCCCGUGGGGGUGGUGGGGGCGGCAGCGGAGGCGGAGGAGGUGGAAAUAGUGUUGGUGGCAGCCAAGGCCAGGGCCUGAGCCCUGAGGACCUGCCCACAUAUGAGGAGGCCAAAGUGCAGUCGCAGUACUUCCGCGGUCACGCUCCGCCCCCUCCUCCUCAGCCGCAGUCGCAGAGCGCCCAGCCACAACAGCCGCCGCUCCCCGCCUCAGUGGGCGCUGCCUUCUACGUCACCGGGGUGACCGGCACCAAGGUGCGCACAGAGGGCCGGCCGACGGUGCAGCGGGUGAGCGGCACGGGGAAGGUGCACCAGGACGACGGGCUGAAGGACCUGAAGCAGGGCCACGUGCGCUCCCUCAGUGAGCGGCUCAUGCAGCUCUCACUCGCCACCAGCGGCGUCAAAGCCCAUGCGCCCGUCACCAGUGCCCCACUCUCCCCUCAGCUGCCCCCACCGGGCCCGCCGGGUGACUACUACAAGCCACAGCACCGUGGCCCGCCACCGGACUACCCCUUCAAAGGCCUGGGCUCACCCAGCAAGCAGCAGGAGCCCACGGGGCAUUACUACCAGGAGCAGCGAGUCAGGGAGCACUCGAGGGAGGUGCCACAUGUCCGCUACCAGCCGCCGCCCGAGUACGGCUCGUUCAGGUCCAGUAAGGAGGGCUCGGUCCACUCCCAGCGGCCCAUGCACCACCACAGCCCCACCUCCUCCGUCACCUCGGUGGGCUCGCUGUCUCGUGCCCAGUCCUCCACACUCAGCAGCCUGCUCAGUGCCUCGCACUCUUCCCACCCCUCCUUCCCCCACCAGCACCCCCAGAGCCAAGUGGAGCCCUAUCCCAGCAUGGGGCCUCGCAGUCCUCAGGGCCCCACCUCCCACCAGCUGGGAGAACCAUUUGCCCCGGGCCCCAUCCACCCGCAGCUGCAGAGGGGUCACGGCUUCCCCCACGACCCUUACGGCUCCACCUCACGGAUGCACCACCAGCAGCAGCAGCAGCAGCAUCAUCAGCUUCAACAGCAGCAGCAACAGCAGCUUCAAGGUCCUCCGCCUCCACAGCUGCAGCCACCAGUCCAGGCGGGCCAUUUCCCCCAUCCGCACUCCCAUUCCCACCUGCAGGGGGAGCCCUUCGCCAUGAUGGCGCGCGCCCACCAGAUGGUGGACAUGCUGACGGAGGAGAACAAGAUGCUGAGGCAGGAGAUGGAAGUCUGCCGCGAGAAAGUCACCAAGCUGCACAAGUUGGAGACGGAGAUCCAGCUGGUGUCGGAGGCGUACGAAAACCUGGCCAAGUCCUCCUCCAAGAGGGAAGCUCUGGAGAAAACAAUGAGGAACAAGCUGGAGCUGGAGGUUCGCAGGCUGCACGACUUCAACAGGGACCUCCGAGAGCGCAUGGAGACAGCCAACAAGCAGCUCGCCGCCAAAGAGUGUGACGGCUCAGAGGACAACCGCAAAACCAUCUCACAGCUGCUCGCACAGAACAAAGAGGCAGUGCGUGAGAAGGAGAAGCUGGAGAUGGAGCUGAACGCGCUGCGCUCCACCACAGAGGACCAGCGGAGGCACAUCGAGAUCAGAGACCAGGCCCUCAACAACGCUCAGGCCAAAGUGGUGAAGCUGGAGGAGGAGCUGAAGAAGAAGCAGGUGUAUGUGGAGAAGGUGGAGCGGAUGCAACAGGCUCUGGCUCAACUUCAGGCCGCCUGCGAGAAGAGAGAACAGCUGGAGCAUCGACUGCGAACCCGACUGGAGAGGGAGCUGGAGUCCCUCCGCAUGCAGCAGCGUCAGGGUGGCUCCCAGACGAGCGGUGCAACACCAUCGGAGUACAACGCCACGGCGCUGAUGGAGCACCUGAGGGAGAAGGAGGAGCGGAUCCUGGCGCUGGAGGCUGACAUGACCAAGUGGGAGCAGAAAUACCUGGAGGAGAGCGUCAUGAGGCAGUUCGCCCUGGACGCCGCCGCCUCUGUUGCCACACAGAGGGACACGUCGGUGGCGGCGGCAGUAAUAAGCCACUCCCCCAGCAGCAGCUACGACACGUCAGUGGAGGCUCGAAUCCAGAAGGAGGAGGAGGAGAUUCUCAUGGCCAACAGGCGCUGCCUGGACAUGGAGAGCAGGAUCAAGAACCUCCACGCCCAGAUCAUAGAGAAGGAUGCCAUGAUCAAAGUUCUGCACCAGCGCUCCAGGAAGGAGCCCAACAAGUCAGACGCCCCGUCCGCCAUGAGGCCCUCCAAGUCCCUGAUGUCCAUUGCCAACACAGGCUCGGGCGGAUCCGGCCUGCUCUCCCACAGCCUGGGACUCAGCAGCUCUCCCAUCACUGAGGAGCGCAAGGACACCAGCUGGAAGGGCAGUCUGGGCGUCCUGCUGGGUCCGGAGUUUCGGACAGACUCUCUCAGGACGGAGUCGAUCUCGUCGUCACCCUCCCCCGUGCUUCCCUCCACCCCGAUGACGGCAGGCCACUCCAAGACGGGCAGCCGGGACAGCUGCACCCAGACGGACAAGGGCCAGAGCCAGGAGAGCAGCAAGCCGAGCACGCCGGCCCUGCAGAGCAUGACGCUGCCAGCACGCCUGUCCAGCCCCAGCCCCGUCUACAUACCUGACCGCAUCGCAGACGUGCCGGUGUUUCACAGCAGCACCCUGGAGCGGAGGGCACCCGUCCAGUCCCACCCACAGCAACAGGCCCCUCCCCCAGCCCCGCCCACCCAGCAGGACGUGGACAACGACAUGGUGGAGAUCCUCAUCUGACCCUGUGACCUCUGGAACUCAGCUCUGGCUUCUCAAAUUUGUAAUCCCAACAAGCGGAUAGAUGGAUGGAUGGAUGCACCAUCAACACACACACACACACACACACACACACACACACAGCGAAAAGGCCACAGAGCCUCAGCAUUGGAAGACAGUGAGUCUGGAUGAUCAAAACAGGUGUAGAGAUAAAUUCAUUGUCUAUAUCUACACACACACACACAAACCAAAAUGGUUAAAUCUCAAUAUAAUGAGAACGACAGCAUAAUUAACAGACUCAAACACACAAACGUGUCUCCAUGUUCACACACAAACAACACACUCAAUACUCAGUUGUGCCAGAGCUAUCACAGGGCAGUGUGUGGUAAAACACACACACACAUGUAAAUGCAAUGUGUUUUUCAGUCUAGGUGAAGGAUUUCUCUUCUUUUCCCUUCUUGACAUUAACUGUAGCUGUUGCACGAUUCACUGUUGAGGGGACAAAGACGUCGUUUUAAUGCACUACUUUUUCGAGCUGUAUUUUAAUAAGAAAAAACCUUGACUGUGUGACUCGGGAGGUUUAGUGUCAUUGCUGCAGCAUGUACGGAUUCACAGCAACAACAGUGCUGUCAGCCAACAAGCGCGAGCUGCAGCGCUGACAGCAUUUCAGUGAUUAGUGGGACAUUUGGGAAACUUGACUGGCUGCUGAUAGCCGGUGUUAUCCAAAUGUCCAGCUGCUCUAAACUUCUCCUUGCUGACAUGCAGGAAAACAGCAGCGAGUUUUGUUUUUAAACAAAAAAAAAGCAAGAACAAUCUGCAGACUUGCCUCAAGUGCUCAGUUCUCAAAUAAAUGGAGUUU
Molecule: messenger RNA, 4434 nt
Organism: Myripristis murdjan (pinecone soldierfish)
Lineage: Eukaryota; Metazoa; Chordata; Actinopteri; Holocentriformes; Holocentridae
Gene: amot
Product: angiomotin
Exons: 15
Coding region: 9-3599 (1196 amino acids)
Biological process (GO): hippo signaling; establishment of cell polarity involved in ameboidal cell migration; regulation of cell migration
Cellular component (GO): lamellipodium; bicellular tight junction; plasma membrane
Molecular function (GO): signaling receptor activity
Source: RefSeq, a predicted model, not a curated record